This is a messenger RNA of Acytostelium subglobosum LB1, 1461 nucleotides long. RefSeq lists its product as hypothetical. Gene Ontology annotation, cellular component: KICSTOR complex. NCBI's taxonomy places the organism in Eukaryota, Evosea, Eumycetozoa, Acytosteliales, Acytosteliaceae. The record is from RefSeq and is a predicted model, not a curated record. The transcript is spliced from 4 exons. Gene Ontology annotation, biological process: cellular response to amino acid starvation; cellular response to glucose starvation; negative regulation of TORC1 signaling. Bases 1 to 1461 code for a protein of 486 amino acids.
AUGAAUAGAGAGUUGUUGGCAUCUAUUUAUGGAUGUUUGGAACAUCUUAACUUUAGUGCAUUGCCAAAGUUGAUCAAACAGAAACAGGUGCCAGAUGGUACUAUACCAUGGAGCAAGUUCUUGGUGCUGUUACAGAAUCUAGGCAAUUGCGAGAGCAUGUAUUAUAAGCAUUCAUACCUAUCACUUAAAGCAAACAAUAUACAAGAUCAAUAUAUACAAGUAUCAAAUGAUUUGAAGAACUUGUUGAAGCCUUCAUCUACUACAACUACAACUACAACAACAACAUCACUCAAUGCUGCUGGGCAACCAAUUCAAUCACAGUCACAACAGUCACAGUCAUUACAACAUAGACCAGAUGAUCCAGAGUAUUCAUUCAUAUCAUCAUUAGUACUUCAAACAUGCAUCAUUGUACAGGUUAGAAUAGACAUGAUUGGAGUAUAUACAACAUUGGUAUUAUCAGCGAGUCAGAGACAAGAUGUCAAUCUAGACAUGAUGAUCAACUCAUUGGAACUCAUUCCAACUAUCUAUCGUGACAAGAUAACUCAUCCACUCUUGCUUGGAAUCAAGGCAAACACAAACUAUGAGAUAUCAAUACUGCGCAACUUGUUGAAGGUAUACUCAUUCUUGGCUAGACACGUGUUUAAGGACACGAUAUUCAUGUUGUAUCAAGCUCGUAUUGAGUUGGAAUCAUGGAAGGACUUUGAUCAGCAUAAUCUAAGUCGCACAUUUGAUAAGCCAACUGGCUGGCAAUCGAAUAGUAUACAUCAAUGGCUAUCACUGUUCUACAGUGCAUUGCUGGCCAAGGCCACGCUGUACUUCCAUCAUCCACUGCGAACGGUUGAGGAAGAGAAUGGCGGCUCGUUCGCCUCAUUCAAAGAGGUGGUAGUGCGCAACAACCCUGACUACUGCUCAAUGAUCGAGGCUUUUGUCCAAAAGAGCAAUGCAUGCUUCUUUGGCAUCUUCUUGGAGUGCAAGGGCAAUCCCUAUACUCGCACCGGCUACAGCUUCAACAGCGAGGACAACAUACCAUCAGGACUAAGUGCCUAUCCUCCCAUUUAUUUUUAUCCAAGCGACAAACAACCAACAAACUACCUUCCAAACAUUAUAAGCAUAUUGUUGGAGAACUCUUCAUCGAUGGAGAGACCUGGCGAUAUAUUCUUUUAUUUGGACAAGCAGAUAUAUAAGGCGGACACGACACAUCAAUCAUCACAUCAUCAAGGACAGACGACACCACAAAAGGGCAAUAUGUCAUCAUCAUCACUGGCUGCAUUACAACAGGAAUACCUAAGUGACUACACCUACUUCUUAGUGCGCAUUGACCAUCAACUAUUCAUCACAGUGAUCUAUCGAGAGAUAAAGAAACAGAAGGAUUCUGUAAUCAAUGAGUUCCUCAAGGCACUCGUCUCCAACCUUCGCAACACCGACCUAUUCAACAUGCUCAGGACCAAGCGUCCUGAAUAA